Molecule: messenger RNA, 1027 nt
Organism: Theobroma cacao (cacao)
Lineage: Eukaryota; Viridiplantae; Streptophyta; Magnoliopsida; Malvales; Malvaceae
Product: stress response protein
Source: RefSeq, a predicted model, not a curated record
UUCCUUAAUAAUAUUGAGCUUUGAAGGGAAAAAAAAAAAAAAAACCUUUGAGAUUGCCCUCCCUACCUGUAGGAUUUCUCCCAAAUCUCUCUCGUUGUCGAAUACAAAUCCCUACACUCUUUUUACCCUUAAUAUUACCUCAAACUCCGUUAUACUUUCGAUUACUCUCGGGUUUCUGUUAUUUGGGUAUUUCUAAAAAUGGGGAAAAACCAAGCCUACAAGGCUAUGCAAAGAGCAAGGCUUGGCUCCACCUCUGCUGGCCCUGAAGAGAUCGAGGAUGGCAUGGUGGAUGGUUCUUUUCAUUCACCAGAGUGGCAUGCUGCUCGUUUGGCCAGCCUUAAAACUUCUCACACGGUUACCUGGGAAGAGUUUAAAAUGAAACAAAAGGAAGAUGCAUUGAGAAAGGGGGAAUUAGAAGCAGAUACAGAUCGAAUGAUGAGAGAGUAUAGAGCUCAGCUAGAUGCUGAAAGGGCACGCAAGCUUGCACAUGGUAGAAACCACUCCAGUAAGUCUAACCAUAAAAAAGAUCGAAAAGACAAGGAUGCAAAGAAACGCAGCAGCAGAAAGAGAAAGCGUUCAAGACAGAGGUGCUCUGAGUCCAGCUCCUCCAGUUCAUCCUCAGAAUCUUCAAGUAGUGAUGAUGAUGGGAGAGAAUCAAGAAGAUUGAAGUCCAAGUCUAAGAGAGAUAAGAGGAAGAAGCACAAAUCAAGAAGUAAGAACUCGAGCACUGAUAACGAAGGAGCUGAAGGUCCUGUGCCACUUUCAAGAUUUUUUGACAGUGUGAAGAGUUGAUGGCAUGAUAAAGAUACUGUUUGUGUACUUGAUGCAGAUUUCCUGCAAUAGAUGAUGAUUUUUCUGCCAUCUUUAUAAAUUAGGAGCAUGUAAUGAUGUUUAAUUCCUUUGUUUUCCUACUUUAGCUGGGUUUUGAUGUCUGCUUCAUUUCUACAUGUAGCUGAAUUGUAUCAUUCACUUUGACGAAUUGAAUGAUAUGGAUUUGUUUGAAACCUGUUUAAUUUCUUCAAAAGCA